This is a messenger RNA of Astyanax mexicanus (Mexican tetra), 1505 nucleotides long. Its product is annotated as organic solute transporter subunit alpha. Gene Ontology annotation, molecular function: transporter activity. The record is from RefSeq and is a predicted model, not a curated record. The transcript has 9 exons. Bases 129 to 1121 code for a protein of 330 amino acids. Gene Ontology annotation, biological process: transport. NCBI's taxonomy places the organism in Eukaryota, Metazoa, Chordata, Actinopteri, Characiformes, Acestrorhamphidae.
GGCAGGGCUUGUCAUAAAAGUAAUGGGAAUAAGGAGAUUCGCCUGGUUUGUUUGGAAGUCCAGCUCAGGAUCUCAUCACAUCUUUAUGUUUCUGUCAGAUAGAGAGCGUGAUUUAAUCAGUAUUUAAAAUGGACGAUUUGAAUGGAACUAUCGAUCCUACAUGUUUACAGGAACCGCCGCUGGCUAUUGAUGCCAUAAAUCAGCUGGAUAUGUUCGGGAUUGCCCUGUACGCCAUCCUCACUUUCAUGGCCACUGUGUCCCUCAUACUGUACUUAGAAGAGUGUGUGUACAUCUACAAAAAAGUACCCUCCCCAAAGAAGACCACCAUCAUAUGGGUCAAUGGGGCUGCACCUGUCAUUGCUACCAUGUCCUGCCUUGGAAUGUGGAUUCCUAGAUCCACCAUGUUCACAGAUAUGACCUCUAACUCGUACUUUGCAGUUGUAAUAUAUAAAGUUCUAAUCCUCCUGCUUGAGGAGUGUGGGGGUGAAGAUGCCUUUCUGAAGUUCUCUGCCAACAAGUCGUUCAUGAUCAGCACAGGACCCUGCUGCUGCUGCUGCCGCUGCCUGCCCAGCGUGCCUGUAACACGGCGCAUGUUGUUCUGGCUAAAGGUGGGAUCUCUUCAGUAUGCCAUUCUGAAGACUGUUCUCUCAAUCUUUUCUAUUGUCUUAUGGGCCAAUGGAAACUUUGACCUUGCAGAUCUGGAAAUAACAGGAGCAGCUAUCUGGAUAAAUCCAUUCAUAGGAGUAUUAACUCUCACUGCCCUGUGGCCUGUAGGCAUCAUGUUCAUGUUCAUACGUGGCUCACUCCGCAGCAUCAAGAUGGUCCCCAAGUAUGCCAUGUAUCAGCUGGUCCUGAUUCUGAGUCAGCUGCAGUCAGCCGUCAUCAGUAUCCUGUCCCUCGACGGAACUAUUGCCUGUUCGCCACCCUUUUCAUCAAUUGCCCGAGGAUCCAUGAUCAGUCAGCAGGUAAUGAUCGUAGAGAUGUUCAUCAUCACCCUGGUGACCCGGAUGUUAUACAGACGCACAUAUGAGCCAAUCAGGCUGGACUCCUACGAGAACGACAACGAGCUGAAUGCCAAGAUCAGCCUAAAUGCCAACUCUGUGGAGGAGCACACAGCCUGAGAGAGAGAGAGAGAGAGAGAGAGAGAGAUACCCUGUUUAGACCUGGUCACUUAAUGUGACUAGUAUUUGGAUUUUAUCCUGACAAGAGUUUAGCCAUAUGCAUUUACACUUGGUAGACAAAUGCAUCAGAUUGAAAUCUGAUUGCUGUAUGGGACAGAAUAUGCAAAUUCAACAGAUGGGUUCACACUGAUAUAACCUGUCUUAGAUCACCUUCUGAAGUGGUUUGAGUGAUCAGAUUUACACCUGUUUUACAUGGCCCUUGGCUGUGUUGGCUAAUCCAGAUUCAGUUCUGAUACUCAACACAAUGAAGCGAACAAGUGUAAACAGGGUCAUAGAAUAUCUAUUUAUGAAAUGUUUGCCUUAUUAAAUUUUGUGUAAAAAGUU